Myripristis murdjan (pinecone soldierfish) is the source of this 664-nucleotide messenger RNA. It is a transcript of the gene ndufs4, whose product is annotated as NADH:ubiquinone oxidoreductase subunit S4. Gene Ontology annotation, cellular component: respiratory chain complex I. NCBI's taxonomy places the organism in Eukaryota, Metazoa, Chordata, Actinopteri, Holocentriformes, Holocentridae. The coding region runs from base 45 to 557 and encodes 170 amino acids. The transcript has 5 exons. The record is from RefSeq and is a predicted model, not a curated record. Gene Ontology annotation, biological process: electron transport chain.
UUUUGUGCCUUCGCGGACACCGUACGUAAUUGUUGACAGUAAUCAUGGCGUCCUCAAUGUCACUUUUGGGCUUGGGACGUUUGUCUACGAUCAACGCAGCCGCUAAACUGUUCCUGAAUCCAGUCAGGUCUACAAGCACGUCGGCAUGGAGACUGGCAGAAAAACCAGGACAAGACACGCAACUUAUUACAGUUGAUGAGAAAUUGGACAUCACCACUUUGACGGGGGUGCCAGAGGAGCACAUCAAAACUCGGAAGGUGCGCAUCUUUGUUCCUACCAAAACGGCCAUGCAGUCGGGCGUCAACAGCACCAAGAAGUGGAAGAUGGACUUCGAUACCCGAGAGCGCUGGGAGAACCCACUGAUGGGCUGGGCCUCAACAGCUGACCCCUUAUCCAACAUGGUUCUCACUUUCUCUUCCAAGGAGGAUGCCAUCGCUUUUGCUGAGAAAAAUGGUUGGAGCUACGACAUAACAGAGAAAAGAACAUCAAAGCCCAGGGUGAAAUCCUACGGAGCAAACUUCUCCUGGGACAAGAGGACCAGGAGGUCCGCUAAGUAAACUGAAGACACCCAUCUGUUAGUUUGCUUGACCUCAGUUUGUUCUGCAGCAGACCUGUACAUUCUCAACCUGUCAAUAAAUGGAUAAAUAUGUAUAUGUAAACAAAA